AGCAGACCCGGAGGCUGCAGAAAGACAUGAAGAAGAGCACCGACGCUGACCUGGAUACUGACUGAGAACCCACCUGUGCCAGGCACUCUCAGUGCUAGAGAGUCAACAGCAAGACAAAAUGAGAGUUUACGUUCUAGGAGGAAGGCCCGCAAGAGAUCCAAGAGGAUAGGUAUAAUGACACGUCAUGGCAAACACUGUCAAGAACAGUCAGGAGGUAGAGAUUGACCGGGUCCUGGGAGGCCUUUCUGGGGAGGUGUCCCUUGGGCAGAGUCCUAAAAGAAUGAGUAACCCACACAAGUAGAGCCAAGGAAAGAGGGCCUGAAACACAGUGGACAGCAAGUGUGGCGGCCCAGAGGCCGUAGACAGCAAGCGUGGAGGCCCAGAGGCCGUGGACCGCAAGCGUGGAGGCCCAGAGGCUGUGCACACUGACCACAGGUGCAGGAGAGCCAGCAGGAUGGGGGAGGAGCCAUCUUCAGUCCCCUCAGCCACUCCAGCUGCUGAAUAAUGCUGUUACAGUUGUGAAGAAAUUUUACCUACAUGAGCUCUUCUACCCUUGAGAUUGACAGGGCACAUGACCUGCCCGUUUUAUGAAAGAGGAAACUGACAUGUCCAUUUGAUGAAGGAGGAAGAGUUCAGCUCCUCUUCUCAAGCCCAGGGCCUUGUCUCCACAGCAAACCCUGACCUGUCCACUCUUGGCUUGGCUGUCUAUGAGCCUAGUGCAAAUGGGGGGCAGUGUCACUGUCUCCUGACACCAUUCAAAGAGCCAUAGGGCAGUGGGCACCUAAGGGUGGAAUUUAAGGACCAGCUGGCUCCUACUUGGUGCUGCAGUUAAGAGGAAAACACUUGAAAUGUCCCUAAUGGAGGCAGUUAUUUGAAUUUGUUCCCAUUUUAUGCCAGCUCCUAAGCCUCAGCCAGUUACUGAUGUGUAAACACACACCUUUCCUACCAAGCACUGAUCACAAAAGGAAAACAUUCCUUCCCUGGGAGCCGCCGCUGGCACCACUAUGCCCUGCCAUGUCAAAAUCUGCUGUGAAGAUAUCCUUGGAUUUACUCUCCAAUCCCCUCUGUGAGCAAGACCAGGACCUUCUGAACAUGGUGACAGCCCUGGACACCGCCAUGAAGCGGAUGGAUGCCUUCAACCAGGAAAAGGUGAACCAAAUUCAGAAGACUGUAAUUGAGCCCUUAAAAAAGUUCGGCAGCGUCUUCCCGAGCCUCAACAUGGCCGUGAAGCGGCGGGAACAGGCCUUGCAGGACUACAGGAGGCUGCAGGCCAAGGUGGAGAAGUACGAGGAAAAGGAGAAGACGGGGCCAGUGCUGGCCAAGCUCCACCAGGCGCGAGAGGAGCUGCGGCCCGUGCGGGAGGACUUUGAAGCCAAGAACAGGCAGCUACUGGAGGAGAUGCCGCGCUUCUAUGGCAGCCGCCUUGACUACUUCCAGCCCAGCUUUGAGUCCCUCAUCCGAGCGCAGGUUGUGUACUACUCAGAAAUGCACAAGAUCUUUGGAGACCUGACCCAGCAGCUUGACCAGCCAGGCCACUCGGACGAGCAGCGGGAACGGGAGAACGAGGCCAAACUCAGUGAGCUCCGGGCCCUCUCCAUUGUGGCUGAUGACUGAAAACCCGUGACUCUUGGAGGACUCCUGUGACACGGUCAGCCUUGCUCGUUCUUGCCCUUCUCAGGGCUAGGGUCCCACUCUUCCCACAGGCUGGGGACAGAGGUGGCCCUUGUUCACUUGCCGGCCCUUUGCAAUGAGUGACUCUUCCUGAGCCCAGCAUCAGAAGCCCUAGGCAGGCCGCCGUCUCCCCACUCACAGCCCCAGCAGGUAAGCAGUGUAGACAAACCCUGGGGGCUUUUUUAUUUGGAGAACCGUCCACCAUGCAUCCUGGCUCAUGGCCUGAGCAAGUGGCAGCCCUUCCAAGGGCAUGGCCUUCAUUGGCUCAGUUGGGGGUCUUAGCCCUGCAUGUGUGGUGGGGAGCAAAUCUACCUCCAAAGGAUUACGUCCUGGGGAGCCUACUGGCCCCUUGUUGCCUUUUCACUUCAAAGCUUCUUUUUUCUGGGAGAGGCCCUGAGCCCUGCCAGGGAGAGCUGGUCCUCCAGCCCUGGCAGGCCCUCAGCCAGCUUCCCAGCAAGACAAAAGCCACCAUCGUGGCUUUGGGACCCAAGUCCCGAAAGUCCCUGGGAUUCCCAAGGUAACAGAACUGUUAGCUCGGGAACUCAAACUGUCAGCGCAACUGUCCCAUGUUAAUUCUUGCGCCUCAAAACAAGAACAGUGGGUUUGUGUCUCACCUGAAUAUUUGGAAUUUUAUUUUUUCAAGUAAAGUUUUCAAUGAAAUGUC
This is a messenger RNA of Sapajus apella (tufted capuchin), 2335 nucleotides long. It is a transcript of the gene BIN3, whose product is annotated as bridging integrator 3. Gene Ontology annotation, biological process: endocytosis; plasma membrane tubulation; actin cortical patch localization. Bases 922 to 1614 code for a protein of 230 amino acids. Gene Ontology annotation, molecular function: lipid binding; protein binding. NCBI's taxonomy places the organism in Eukaryota, Metazoa, Chordata, Mammalia, Primates, Cebidae. The record is from RefSeq and is a predicted model, not a curated record. The transcript has 7 exons. Gene Ontology annotation, cellular component: cytoplasm; actin cortical patch.